Molecule: messenger RNA, 7387 nt
Organism: Spodoptera littoralis (African cotton leafworm)
Lineage: Eukaryota; Metazoa; Arthropoda; Insecta; Lepidoptera; Noctuidae
Source: the annotation of a GenBank genome assembly
AUGGCAUUCCCUGCCCAAUACUACCCUCAUCUUCAACAGGAGGAGGAUUAUAGUACUGACAGUGUCGACGAUGAUUAUUCUGAUGACAUGGAGUCGCACAUUCUCAAUACGUAUACGUAUCGGGAGGCUCCGUUUCGUCCCAUUGGACACAAAGUCAUGCGUAUGAAGACUGACUCCCUGUCUUCAGAGAGCAGCAGUGGUAACCAAAAUAGUCCGGAAUACUCCACACAAAUAAGUGUGCCACUGAGGCAUUCUGUUGACAGCAAUGGUGACGAUAAUGAGGUUAAUAUAAGUCACACAAGUCAAAAUAGUAGUAGUAGCUCAGACGAUGAAAGCUCUGAGCUAGAAGAAAGUAUAGACGUAGAGACUGCAGAAGAUAAUGCCGUGACAGAGAAUGGAAUUGAACUGAAUGAAGAACAGGAUAUCAGUUUGGAUUAUGAAGAAAUUCUCGCAGUAGAAGAUGCAGAAACAGGAACUGAAAUAGAAAUACACAAGUCUUUACCAACGUCUCUGGAGCUCAAUGAGAAUUGUUUGGUAGAAGAAGAUGAUUAUUUGGUUUACACUGUGAUUGCCGUAGAUCCAGAAGACUGUGACGACGAUGAAGAAGAAGAAGAGGAAGAAAGAACAGAAGCUGAUGCUUCUGUCAUACAGACAGAAGCUAUUUUAAUGAUAGAUACUCCGAAUGGUACUGAUAUCAGCCAAAAAUCUAUCACAUAUCCAGAAAGAAAUACUAAAGAGGAAGUGGCAAAUGUAGAUUCUCCAGUAGUUUCAAAUGUCAAUAAUAAUGUAGAUGAAAAUGAACACAUACUGGAGGAAGACGUUCCUGUAGUCAGAGCUAUCGAUGACUAUUUUAACAAAGAAAUGCCUCUCCCAGUUGGAGACACGACUUUACACGAAUUUCUAACUAAAACAUCUGAUGAACAAAUUACUAAAGUACAUAGUAACGAUUUCAUAUCAGAAAAUAUGAAACAAAUUACAUCAAAUGAAUCAAGUAAUUACAUUGAUUCUGACCCUCAUGAAAAUCAGGUAACAGCCUUAUCAAAAGAGGACUUAGAUGCUGGGCCAAAAAUCGAAAGCAUAAAAAGAUACCUCUUAGAAGGUAUUCAUACAGUCACGAAAUUACGGCACGUACAAAAGUCUUGUUCAGUGCCGCAAUCACCUAUGCCCCAUAUCUGUAUUGAAUACGACGAUAUCAAACAUAGUAUGACGUUUGAAGACCUAGAUUUGUCUGAUCUAGGUUUAGAAAGCGAUAAAGAUAAAUUAGAUACCAGUAUACCGCGUAUUUUAACGGAUGAAGAUGUGAAUAGCUUUUUAAUUACUGAGAAAAAGGAGAUACGCGAAGAAAUAAUACAAGAAGAGGACAAUUUCCAUAUCGAAGAUAUGGAACUUGAGCGCCCUCUUGAAGCAACUAUUUCUGUUCCUUCGCCUGUCCAUAUGUUGAAUCGGUCAUCCACACCCAUUCCAACAGUCCUAGAUUUUUGUAUCGAAAAGGUACCAAAUAAAAAAGAAUUAGCGACAGAGGCAAAAGGUGAAUUAGAAGAUUUCGUGGACGUGGAAUCAUGUAACGAGACAGUAUUGCCAGUUCUGGAAGCGAAUAAUUUGAAUUCUCUGUUAGAACAAUUCGAAGCUUCUGAAAAUAUGAACAAAAAGAAAAAGGAAAAAUCAAGUGUUGUGACAUCCAAAAACAGUUUAAAAAGUGGUUUAUCCAAUGGCACGCGGCUUCAAGACGCUGGAAUGCAAUUAAACAAGAAUAAAAUGCGGCAAAUACUCAUGCCGCCUACACCACUGAACGCGACUAGCAGGCGGUCACCGAGUCCCGUUCACUCGGAUCAUGACUACUGCUCGCCGAAAAAGCGAAGCAGCUUGCCCAAACUCAAGGGAGGGCAAAGCUUACUUAAGCCCGAUAUAGUCACGAAGAAUAGAAUGCUUAAUUCUAGACAUAGGUCGUGUAAAAGUAAAAAAGUGGUUUACCAUUUGAGUAGUGACGAGGAAGACAAUGGUGUUAAAAAUAAGAAAAAUGUGAAAGAGGAUACAGAUUCUAAAAAAAGCAGUAGUAAACAGCCCGUACAGUCGAACUGCCGUAGAAAACUGUCCCCACCCCUAAGUGCACCAGAUAGUUGUAAAGAUAAUAAAAAAUCUGUGAUCGAAAAGGAUGCUUCUAAAGCGAGUGAUAUUAAUAGUCAAAAUUAUAAUGGUAGGAUUAAGUUACUUAUUAAGAAUAAAUCUGAAGUUAUACUAAACUGUGAUCCUGUGGACUCUCAGAAAAAUAUAGACAAGUGUAAACAUAGUGAUAGUGAAAAAAUUAACAAUUUAGACAAAAAAGAAAAAAAAAUAGAUAGGCAAAAAGUAAAAACUUUGGAUAAUACAGAGACUGCUCCUCAAAAGGAAUCCCGUUCCAAACAGGACAACUUUUACACAGCAUUGUUUAGUAAUAAGCAAGAUGUUCAGAUACCACAGCCAUUAAAACUCAAGCCGGAGAAGAAGCCAAAUAAUGAAGAAUUUAAUAAAUGCAUGUUGGUAGCAGCUAUUACAAAGGAAGUCGAACAACCCCAAAAGAAAAAGAAACUAAAUCUUCAGGAAUAUAAGUUGAGAAAAGGAGCUAGUUCGAACAAUAGCUCCGCGACAGUAAGUCCUGAAGCGAUAUUUCCUGACAUGCCCAGUCCUGGACAGGAUAAAACAAUUAAAUGCCCACUCGUGAAAACGAAUGGGGCAAAUAAUACCCCUAAACCUAACGAACCAGAAUAUUUUGACCCCAUUAAAGAGGCAUCGAGGAAAAUAUUGCUUAAUACCAAUAAAAAGAAAGCAGAGGCUCUCCGGAAAAGAGAAGAAAACAUUGUUAUGAGCAAAAUACCGAAAGUUGACAUUCUUCAACUACAGCCGCUUAUAAGCGAGGCUGAGAUGUUACAAAUAACUGGCAAGAAACCCCAACCUGAAAUAUUGCCAGCGCCUUCGCAUACUGAUAAACCGCAACCGUCGACGCAGCAACAGUAUGAAGAAUUAAUAUUAGUAAGCGUAGGUACUAAUACAGAUGCUAAAAUUAGUCACAUCGAAGAGCCUGAAGUAAAAGCAACAUCAUCUCUUAUUAACUUCAAAAUUAAAAAAGCCGACAAUGUCUUAAAACAGAAUGUGUUCGAUGUUAAAAAGGGAAAAAUAUCACCUACAGAUGAUAAAAGUGACAAAAAAAUUGAUAAAAAACGUUACAAAGACAUCACCGCAACGUUAAAGAGUGUUGAGAAACAGGUUGAAACGAGAAAUUUGACUAAUUCAUUAUUCUCUAGUAUCCAAGAUGUCGUCUUGAAGAAAGCUCCCGAGCAGGUUGAAUCGGUAGAGUCAACCAGUUCUAAGUCUCAUCAUGAGAAACGUAAUAUAACAAUAAUUAGAGAAUAUGAUCCUAAAGCGGAACACGGCGAAGACAAGGUCAUAUUACAUUUAGGCAAGAAUAAGAAUAAACCAGUGACUUCUACCAUAAGUGUACAAACGGAUUCACUCCCCGAAUUUACUGAGCUAUCAGUUGCGAAGACGUUCAAACAGAAAGCCAGUCCUGCUGCUCCGGCCCGACAGAGGAAUGACAGUGACAUGUCGGUAUCCAGUGAAAGUACUUCAUCGAAGAAAAGCAAUGAGUCACAAGCUAAAAAUAGAAAAACAAACAUAGUAUCUAAACACAAAGAUUCCCGGGUUAAUAAAGUGCAUAGAUCUCGGUCAAAAGAUCGGUACGACUCAAAAUACAGUAGACGGCGGUCGAAGUCAACAUCGCGCGGGCGGAGAAGAAGAUCGCACAGCCGUAGUCGCAGUCGUAGUAGGUCUAGAUCCCGAGGCUAUAGGAGAUACAGACGGUCAGACUCUCCAUACAAGAGGAAACACAGGUCGAGGUCGCCAUACCAGAGCAGGUCUCAUAGAUCGCGCUCCAGGCCAACCGACACUCGGUCAAAGAGUCCUGCCGCUAAAAAGUUGAAGUUGACUCCUCCUACGAACAACGAAAGGAAGAACAUCAAGUCCCACACCCCACCUUUACGGAAACCGACAAUUUCCGAAAGCUCAGAUUCAUCGUCGUCUAGUUCCUCCUCCUCCUCUUCAUCGUCUUCUUCGUCGUCGUCCUCGUCCUCGUCAUCGUCAUCUUCGUCGUCAAGUUCAGCAAGUUCUACAAAGUCGAGGAGAUCAGUCAGCUCAUACAAACGAGAUGAACCCUACAAGUCUUCUAAGAGCUACAGGGGUUACAACUCUGAAGAUAGGGAGAGUAACACACUCGUCGAGGAACGAAGAAUAGUGUUCGUCGGUCGCCUGGAGAAGGAUAUCACGAAAAUGACGUUAAAGAACCAAUUUUCCAAAUUCGGCCACGUUGUGGAAGUACGGUUACACAGCAAGGAGGAUGGGUCUAGAUACGGUUUCGUAACAUACCAACGAGCUCGGGACGCCUGGGCGGCAGUGGAGGCUGCCAGCUCGUUCCCUCAGUACGACGUCGGGUUUGGAGGCCGACGGGCCUUCUGCAGGCAAAGCUAUGCUGAUCUCGAUGGUCUUGAAGCCAAAUACACCGAGAGCGCCUUCCAUGGGCAAGGGGCGCUGCUUCCAAUGGAGGAUGAAGACGAAUUUUCAUUUGAUAAAAUGUUACACGCCGUGAGAGUAAAAAUGGAUCAAAGGAAACGCUCAGAUGAAUCCAAGCCUUCCAAGCCUUGACAGUUACCUUUAAUUGGCUGGCGUAUCAACAUGGUGCUCUCUCUUAAAAUCAAAGUGACAUUGUGUGAAAAUGACGGAUUUUAUCCAGCCCCAGUGAGCCAAGUGACAGUGAUUUAGGUUAAAAGUGAACAGUGGAACUGCGUAUUUACUAGACCGCUGGCUUCUCAUUAAAAACGGUUUUUCGGUAAGCAACUACAUUUAGUAUUCUAACACUUACCUCGGUAGAACUUUCAGUCAUAGUAGUAAGCAACAUAGUAUGACUAAAUUUAUUUAAACAUGUAUAUAGCGAUGUACUGAUUGACAUUCAAAUUAUCUCGGCUAUGUGUACCUUGUCAAUUUAUUUAUAUUGUGUCAGGUCAUGAUAAAAGGAGUGAGAUUAAAUGAAUUAGGAUGUAAAACCGAAUUAUUAAUGAAAUUCUUAUUACAUAUUUGGUGAAAUCAUGGUUAGGUUAUGCUGUGGAUGCGUGCAAUGACAGCUGUCAGCCGCGACAGCUGUCAAAGUGACAGUUACCUAGUGACGUGCAAUCAAAAAGACAGUGUUCAGCGUUUUGUUGCGAACAAAAUUUGCUCAUGGAUUGUGACAUUGUAUUUGAAAUAAUCGUGGAUUUAUUUACUUGUAUAAAACUUAAACUGAUUCUAAAUGUCACAAUCGUUUUGGUUAUCGUUUCGUUUUUAGCUUAUUAGUUCAUAGUCGAAGUACCUCAAGGAUAUAAAUAGUUGUUUCGUUUUGUUAUUUGUAAAUCUGUUAUUUACCAUUUUACAUUUUGUUUUACUGUCGAACAGUUUGGAUAACUUUGUUAAAAAUCUCUCCCACAUUGUCGAGUCUUUAAAAUAGAACUGUUUUAUAAUCGCAUCGUAACUAAUUCUAGUUUCCUUCUUCUUACUAGUCGUGCUGUAUGCAAAAAAACACAUUAAUGUUAGGACAUAAGUUUCGUUUUGGCUUGUACAUAAUUAUUACAUAGACGGUACCCACAGGAAAUUAUAUGCUGGGACCAUUAGGAGAAAUAAUCUCUUGCCUGUAAAUAAUUGUAGUAAAUUCAUUUCAAAGUUGGACAAAUUGUAUAUAAACAAAUUUAAAUUGAAUUUUCUGUUUGCGCAACUACUUUUCCACAAUAUUUUUACUUGUUGUUUUAAGUCUCAUGCAAUUAGGGGCGACCCUUGCCGUACACUGGACUUGAACUCUAUACUCCACAAUAGUUAUUACAGUUUCAAAAAUUUAAAAACUUAACUUACGGCCUUACUAUUGAAUCCAAUUCCGAUCAAUUGAUAUUCAUAUUGUGAAAAUUCAUACUCCUCAGUUGCAACACUAGCGCUCAUGGCAUCCAUAUUGAAUAUUAUUCAAUGAACUAAAUGGUAUUAAGUUUGGCUUUAUAUUCCAUACUCUAAAUGCUAUUAUAACAGAACGAUUGUAUAAAGUUGAUAUUGAAUUAUUGAGAUUUAUUGGAUUGACAUUAAGAUUGGUUUCAAGAGUAAGUGUCCUGUACUGAAUAUUGAAUCCGACCCAGUGAAGUCAUAAGAUCAUGUUGCGCAAACAAACGUCAGUGUGAUAUUUCUAUGUACAUAUUUCUUUGAUUAUGUAAAAAAUGUUUUAUGUAUGUCACCUUGACUAUUGUUACCAAUUUUUUAUGUUAGGUAUAUAUGUAGACACUCCUAUCUGUACCUUAAUAAAACAUGUUUUAUUUUAACACCGCUUCAUAUUAUUCCAACAUUCUUAUUUGUCUACACCCUCAAUAACUCUUGGUUGCACAUUUUGGUAGUUUUCUCAGUCAAUAACUAAUUGUUUCGAAUUUUCAGCACAAAACAUAUUUUAUAAACUUCCAAAUAUUAUUUUUUUUAAUAAGUACUUACUUAUGUAAUUUUACAUAUAAAUUGCUUUAUCAUAAGAUAGCUCACUAUUUCACAAAAUUCAUAAAAACUAUCGUUUUGAUAUUUCGAAACAAUAAUUAAAUUUUGACUUGGAAACUACCCUGUAUUUAGUAGAUGCUAAUAUAAUAUACUAUUUAUUAUAGAUAACCAUAUAAUAACACUCUUAAAGUAGAUAUGUAGAUAACUAUAGAAAAUAAAUAAAAGACAUUAUAAUAAAAAAGACUUAAGGAAUUGACUAGUAGUCAGUCUCAGUUGAGAAUGCAAUCCAGAGCAUGUUUAUCUACCCCGGGAUUUUUAUGCGAAAUCCCGGGAUCCCGGGACUACCCCGGGAUAAUGGGGUUAAAAUGUAUUUUGAGAUUCGGAAUCCCGGGAUUGUAUUCUCUUUCAAUCUAUCAGUUAGUAGGGUAGAAUGAGGGCUACUGUGAGUGAUUAAACUGCUAGGAUAGCGAUGCGACGUACUAGCGAAUGUAGUAAGAGGUCUCUUGUCUAGUAUACUAUUUGCUAAUACGUCAUUGGUCAUUCAUUUACGGUAAAUUAAUACCAUCUGACCAGAACAGCAGUAGUCCUCAUUAGCUACCAGAGAAAGAUUUUUGACAUAUUGAGUUCCAUAUAAAAAAGGUCGAAUUCACAACUUCUUUCAUUUUGUGAAGUCUGUGAAAAUGUCAAAAUUAUGUCUUGUUAGAAAAUCUAUAGCAUUUGAUUGAGACUGGCUGUAUGUGGCUUCAAUUGAUAUACAAGUAUGUUUGUGCUCUCAUUCUAACAUAAAGGGCUGAAAGAGAUAGGAAGAUUGCUUGAGUAAACAGUAAAAGAUAUUGUAUUUUAUUGAACAAUUCUAAAUAAAUUAUAAAAU